Spinacia oleracea (spinach) is the source of this 1479-nucleotide messenger RNA. RefSeq names its product GDSL esterase/lipase At3g48460. NCBI's taxonomy places the organism in Eukaryota, Viridiplantae, Streptophyta, Magnoliopsida, Caryophyllales, Amaranthaceae. The record is from RefSeq and is a predicted model, not a curated record. Bases 146 to 1330 code for a protein of 394 amino acids. Gene Ontology annotation, molecular function: hydrolase activity, acting on ester bonds. The transcript has 2 exons.
UAGCUCUAAUCACUCCGAAUGCGUUCACUACAAGAGAAGGGAGGUCCUAUAAAAGUAUAAAUCCACCCAAACACCCCACACAAGUUCCAUAACUUUAAUACUAUUCCACACUAUUACUCUCAAAUCCAACAAACAAUAACAAAAAAUGACUUCAAAACUCUCUUUUUCUCACUAUUCCCACAUUCCUCUCCCAACACUCAUCACACUACUACUCAUCUUCCUCCUCUCAUCCACCCAAUCAUCCGCCUCCGUCGCACCACCAAAAAAGGGAUCACAACCAACCCACCGAAAACCAUUCGCCAAAGUCUACGCCUUUGGCGACUCCUACACCGAUACUGGCAACACAGUAUCAGCGACAGGACCAUCAGGGUUCAACUUCGUUUCUAACCUUCCUUAUGGCGUCACAUACUUCCACCACCCCACCAACCGCUACUCCGAUGGCCGCUUAGUCAUCGACUUCGUUACCCAAACCCUAUCCCUUCCGUUCCUCCCCGCUUAUCGCUCCGGCGGGGGAUUCUCCAACGGUGUAAACUUCGCGGUGGCAGGGUCGACAGCGAUAGAGCAUAGAUUCUUUGUUAAGAACAAUCUCACCUUUGACAUUACCCCUGAGUCACUUGGGACUCAGUUGAGCUGGUUUAACAAGUAUUUGGAAAAGCAAGGUGGGUGUAGUGGGAAUGAUCCGGUGAGAUGCGUUGCAUUGUUUAAUGAUGCACUGAUUUGGGUUGGAGAAAUCGGAGCCAAUGAUUAUGCUUAUUCUGCUGAGACUGGCGUAAGCAAGAGUCUCAUUCAGAAUUUGGCCAUUACAAGGAUUUCUAACUUCCUUGAGGCAAUACUAAAGAAAGGAGCAAAACAUGUAGUCGUACAAGGCUUACCUCCUACAGGAUGCCUAACACUAGCAAUGUAUUUGGCUCCAACAAAUGACAGAGACGACUUAGGCUGUGUUCGAAGCUCCAACAACCAGAGCUACACCCACAACACCCUCCUCCAAGCCAAAAUCCAUAACCUUAGAAAGAAGUUCCCUCAGUCGAACAUUAUCUACGCUGAUUACUACAAUGCAUACCGCGAUAUCAUGAAGAGCUCGAGCAAGUAUGGGUUCAAGGAGGCCUUCAAGGUGUGUUGUGGGUCCGGGGAACCCCCCUACAACUACGGUUUCUUCUCCGUGUGUGGGUCCGCCACUGCAAAGUCGUGCCCCAACCCUUCUCAGUACAUAAAUUGGGAUGGGGUACACUUGACUGAAGCCAUGAAUAAGGCUGUAUCAGGAUUGCUCCUGCAAGGAGGGUACUCUCAUCCUUCGUUUCUAGACUUGCUUAAUAAGAAGGGACAUGUAUGAGUUCUCUCGAGUUUUACAUAUUACCAAUAGUAUUCACUUCGGGCCUUUUAGGGUUCAGGGGCCUUGUAAGUUUAGCUUGUACUUGGAUUAUUAUUGUUUCCAGACACUCCAAUAUGAAUCAAAGAAAUAAGAGUGAUUUGUUAGGUGAA